Molecule: messenger RNA, 639 nt
Organism: Linum tenue
Lineage: Eukaryota; Viridiplantae; Streptophyta; Magnoliopsida; Malpighiales; Linaceae
Source: the annotation of a GenBank genome assembly
GAUGAAAUAUCCUACUAUUUCUGAGAUGGCUAGGGAUAUUCUUGCUGUUCCUAUUUCCACUGUUGCUUCUGAGUCGGCAUUCAGCACAGGAGGUCGAGUUUUAGAUUCGUUUAGGACCUCCUUAUCCCCUGAAGUUGUGGAGGCGUUGAUUUGUUGUGAAGAUUGGAUAAGAUCUUCAGACUCCGAGUUGGUGGCUGAUGGAGAAGAUGAGGGUGAUGAAGUGGUAUUUCAAAAUGUAUAUGUAGCUUUUCAAGCUCGGAGUGCAAGUGCACCUGCAGCUGCAGGACCUAGUGGAAGCUCUCAUGCAGGACCCAGUAGAAGCUCUCCUGCUACCCAUGUUUUGGUCUCGAGUCCUACUAUGUCACAAGUGGAAGAAGACUAUGUCGACAACAAUUCCGAUGAGAAUGAUGAGACAUAUGUAGAUGUAGAGCCUGAUGAGGAGUGAUAAUGGUAGUAGUAUUUAUCUUGUAUGGUGGAUGAAUUUUUAUUUUACUUGGAUGUUAUCAUUUGAGAAUUGUAAAACUAAUGUGUUUAAUUACGAGUUUAAGAUAAUCUCAUCUAUGAUUGUCGUAUUUUAUGUUGAACAAAAUUAUUUAUAAUUUUGCGCCAAACACCAAACAUUUUUUUGCAUAUGAUAGU